Messenger RNA from Rhincodon typus (whale shark), 1915 nucleotides. RefSeq names its product RAD18 E3 ubiquitin protein ligase (gene rad18). NCBI's taxonomy places the organism in Eukaryota, Metazoa, Chordata, Chondrichthyes, Orectolobiformes, Rhincodontidae. Bases 104 to 1051 code for a protein of 315 amino acids. Gene Ontology annotation, biological process: protein monoubiquitination; DNA damage tolerance. The transcript is spliced from 8 exons. The record is from RefSeq and is a predicted model, not a curated record. Gene Ontology annotation, cellular component: Rad6-Rad18 complex; nucleus. Gene Ontology annotation, molecular function: single-stranded DNA binding; ubiquitin protein ligase activity.
CCUGGCAAAGUGCAAUUUGGAGUCUCCUCCAACCUCACCUCAGGCAACACGCGCAGAUGGAUCGGACAAGAACCUUUUGAGUAGUUCCAAAGCUCAUGCUAAGAUGAAGCAGGAGACAGUGCUUAUGGAUAGAUUUUUAUCUCGGAGUCCUUCUGUCACCACCAUGAGACCAUUAGGGGAACAGUCUAUGGAGAAGCAAUGCAGUGUGGAAGAGACUAGCACUUGUGCCAAGCCAAUCACUGCUGCAUCUAAUUGCUUGGGAGACCGAAGGCACAGGAGCACUGAUGUUGCAGAACAACCUUCAACUUCACGGGAAAUAGUGAAAGUGAAUUGCCCAGUCUGUGCAGUUGCCAUACCUGAAAACAACAUAAAUAAGCACCUUGACAGCUGCUUAAUAAGAGAAGAGAAGAAAGAAAGUCUUCAAAGAUCUGUGAACCAAAGGAAGCUGCUGCCUAAACUAGUGUAUAAUCUGCUUUCUGAGCGAGAUUUGCGGAAGAAGUUAAAGGAAUGUGGACUGUCAACUCAGGGUACCAAAGCACAGAUGGUUAAACGACACCAGACAUAUGUGCAGAUAUACAACUCGCAGUGUGACUCCUUAAACCCCAGACCAGCCUCUGAGAUCGCUAGAGAAAUUGAAAGGAACGAGAAGACCCAAGCUCAGCUUGAAAGUAAAGCAAGUGAAAAUAUAAUGAAAUUCACAAAGGACCAGUCAGAAGAAGAAAUUGAUGAGGUCCAUAAAGAAUAUCGUAUAAAACAUUGCAAGGAGUUUCAACAACUGGUGGCCGAGGUGAGGAACAAGUGGAAGACAAAGGGGACAAAAAUGAAGAAAGACAAGGAUGUUGAAGAGCAGUGUCCAACCAUCUCAGGAGAGGAUGUUAAGGAGUGCCAGGACAUGGACUAUAGUGCAGAAGAGCUGCAUCAGGAUGACCCUCAAUUAUCAGAGAGCACAGGCAUGCUUGCUGCACCUACUCCUUUGAAAGAUGAGCAUUGUUCAUCCGAUGUGGUCCCGGCUUCACCCUUGUCAAAAAUCAGGUCCUUCAAAAAUGUUUGAGAAACACCAGAGAACUUAUUGUGUAUUGUGAACACCAGCUACAGGAGAGGAAUGAAGGAGUGUAAGAAGAAAAACAGUUUUCAAGACAUCUUUGUAUUCACAAUCUCAGUGAACCAUGCCAAUGUGUAUAAAUAUAAUGUAACUUUCUCAGCUUUGUAAAACUCAUUCCAGUGUAAAUCUGAAAAUGCUGGGAAACUCCGGUCUGGCAGCUUCUGAGGAGAGAGAAACAGAAUUAUCAUUUUGAUCUCAAGAAACUCUUCUCCAGAACAAAACAAAGUCUCGAAAAGUUGACUCAAUUUCUCUCUUCACGUAUGUUGCCAGACUUGCUGAGUCUCUGUAGCAUUUUCAGUUUUUGUUUCAGAUUCCCAUCAUCUGCAGUAAUUUGCUUUCAUCCAGUGUAAAUCAGAUGUACAAGGUUGACAAUGAACUGGAUCUCAUGGUGAACAAUGCACUGGCUUGGAGGCAUUGUGGCCUUUUGAUUAGAUUGAAGAGUUGUUACUAUUGAAAAAGGAAGCAUCGGUUAAGAAAAUGUAACUCAAUGCUAUAAUUCAAUGUAGAAAGUGAACCGAAAGAUGGGAUGAACAGAGGAAAGGGAAGAAGUAAAAAGUAAGCAUUUCACGAAUUCAACAGCAAUUGAAAUCUGAAGGAUUGUGAUGUCAUGCUAGAAAAGUAAAUUUUUAGUGCCAGAGAGGUGGUUUAGCAGUAAAUAAGACUUGUCACCAACAAAAAUAUUACUUGAACGGUCAAGCUCCAACGUUUUUACAUCUAAGUUAGCUGAUAUAUAUCACAUCAGUAUAGCAACUUAACAUUGUUCUGUGGGUUUCAUUGUUGAUCUAUUGGUGUGGUGCCAUUGUUCUGUGCCCU